CUUUGCGUGGUGAUCUCAAAAUGGAAGAGACACUCUCAGCGAGGCAGAUCCGUCAGAAGUUCAUUGACUUCUUCAAAGCGCACCAGCACACCUAUGUGCACUCAUCUGCUACUAUCCCAUUGGAUGAUCCUACGCUGCUCUUUGCCAAUGCUGGCAUGAAUCAGUUCAAACCCAUCUUCCUCAAUACCCUGGACCCAUCCCAUCCCAUGGCUAAACUGACCAGAGCUGCCAAUACCCAAAAGUGCAUCCGAGCUGGGGGCAAACACAAUGACCUGGAUGAUGUGGGGAAAGACGUCUACCACCACACCUUCUUUGAGAUGCUGGGUUCCUGGUCAUUUGGAGAUUACUUCAAGGAACUGGCUUGUAAACUGGCUCUGGACCUUCUCACCAACGAGUUCGGCAUCCCCAUUGAAAGACUCUAUGUCACUUACUUUGGUGGCAAUGAGGCAGCCGGAUUAGAGCCAGACCUUGAGUGCAAACAGAUCUGGCAGGAUUUGGGAUUGGCUGAGAGCAGGAUCCUGCCUGGCAGCAUGAAGGAUAACUUCUGGGAAAUGGGGGACACAGGCCCCUGCGGGCCUUGCAGUGAGAUUCAUUAUGACCGGAUUGGGGGCCGGAAUGCCUCGCACCUCGUCAAUCAAGAUGACCCCAAUGUCUUGGAGAUCUGGAACCUGGUGUUCAUACAGUUUAACAGGGAGGCUGACGGGACCCUCAAGCCUCUUCCCAAGAAGAACAUUGAUACUGGGUUGGGUCUGGAAAGGCUGGUGUCUGUGCUGCAAAACAAGAUGUCCAACUAUGACACUGAUCUCUUCAUUCCCUACUUUGAAGCCAUCCAGAAGGGCACUGGGGCCAGGCCGUACACGGGGAAGGUUGGUGCGGAGGAUGAAGAUGGCAUAGACAUGGCAUACCGAGUCCUAGCAGACCACGCCCGAACUAUCACCGUGGCCCUCGCUGAUGGAGGAAGACCUGACAACACGGGCAGAGGGUAUGUGCUGAGAAGGAUUCUGCGGCGGGCUGUGCGCUACUCCCACGAGAAGCUCAGUGCCCCCAAAGGCUUCUUCGCCUCUCUGGUUGAUGUGGUGGUGCAGUCACUGGGGGACGCGUUCCCUGAGCUAAAGAAGGACCCGGCUAUGGUGAAGGAUAUUAUCAACGAAGAAGAGGUUCAGUUCCUGAAAACCCUCAGCAGAGGUCGCCGCAUCCUGGACAGGAAGAUCCAGACUUUGGGGGACAGUAAAAGGAUCCCUGGGGACACUGCUUGGCUGCUGUAUGACACUUAUGGCUUUCCUGUGGAUCUCACUGGACUAAUUGCUGAGGAGAAGGGCUUACUGAGGGGUCAUUUCCCUGUUCCUAACGCUUCCACCUGUUGCCAUUCUCAGCUGAAGUCUCAGGGCAAGGGAGCCGGUGAGGAAGAUCGCCUCAUGCUAGACAUCUAUGCUAUUGAUGAGCUCCGCACCCGGGGACUGGAGGUGACAGACGACUCGCCCAAAUACAACUACACGUCGGAUCCUAGUGGUACCUACGUGUUUGAGAGCCCAGUGGCCACGGUGCAAGCAAUCCGCUGGGAGAAGAGGUUUGUGGAGGAAGUGUCCACAGGCCAGGAGUGCGGCAUAGUGCUGGACAAGAGCUGCUUCUACGCCGAGCAGGGCGGGCAGAUCUACGAUGAGGGCUACCUGGUCAAGGAUGACGACAGCAGCGAGGAUAAAACAGAGUUCACAGUGAAGAAUGUGCAGAUCCGGGGGGGCUACGUGCUCCACAUGGGAACCGUCUACGGGAGCCUGAAAGUGGGAGACCAAGUCCGUCUGUAUAUUGACGAGCCCAGGCGGAGACCCAUCAUGAGCAACCACACUGCCACCCACAUCCUCAACUUUGCCCUGCGCUUGGUGCUGGGGGACGCAGACCAGAGAGGGUCCCUGGUUGCCCCAGACAGGCUGAGAUUUGACUUCACUGCCAGGGGAGCCAUGUCCACCCAGGAGAUCAAGAAAACAGAAGAGAUUGCCAACCAAAUGAUACAGGAAGCCAAGACAGUAUAUGCCAAGGAUUGUCCUCUGGCAGCAGCCAAAGCCAUCCAGGGCCUGCGGGCUGUGUUUGAUGAGACCUACCCCGAUCCUGUGCGAGUCGUCUCCAUUGGCAUCCCUGUGGAGGACAUGUUGGCCGACCCCUCCAGCGCAGCUGGCUCCAUCACGUCUGUUGAGUUCUGCGGAGGAACACACCUGCAGAACUCCAGCCACGCUGGCCCUUUGGCCAUAGUCUCUGAAGAAGCGAUUGCUAAAGGCAUCCGGAGGAUCGUUGCAGUCACUGGCGCUGAGGCACUGAAGGCCCUAAGGAAAGCGGACAGCCUCAUGACAUCGCUCUCUGCCCUGGAGGCCAAAGUGAAGGUCCAGACUGUUCCCAAUAAGGACGUGCAGAAGGAGAUUGCAGACCUCAGCGAGGUGCUGGCUACCGCAGUGAUCCCCCAGUGGCGGAAGGAUGAGCUGAGAGAGGCUCUCAGAGCGCUGAAGAAGGUUAUGGACGACCUGGACCGUACAAGCAAAGCAGACAUCCAGAAACGAGUGCUGGACAAGACCAAGCAGCUCAUUGACAGCCACCCUAACCAGCCACUGGUGGUCCUGGAAUUGGAGAGUGGCGCUUCAGCAAAGGCCCUGAAUGAAUCUCUGAAGCUGUUCAAGGCUUACUCCCCUCAGACUGCGGCCAUGCUCUUCUCUGUGGAUAGCGAAGCUGGGAAGAUCACUUGCUUAUGCCAAGUACCUCAGGAGCUAGCCACCAAGGGCCUGAAGGCAAACCAGUGGGUGCAGGAGGUGACGGGUCUGAUGGAUGGCAAAGGCGGUGGGAAAGAUGUAUCUGCCCAAGCUACAGGAAAGAAUGUUGACUGCCUAGAGGAGGCUCUGAAACUGGCCACAGACUUUGCCAGGCUCCACCUUGGUGAGCUGAAGAAUUGACCUAGUGCCCCUGCACUGACUCUCAGCACCAAGGAAUGCCCUCAACUCUCCUCAGCCUGGCCGAUAGGUUACAGUGUAGUGGGGCUUGCGGAGAUGGAUUCUGCUCCUCAUUCCUUCUGAAUCCAUUUGCUUGAGGCAUUAGCAGACUAAAAGCAGAAUCAACAGCUUGUGUCCUAAUCCAGCUCUGAUGAGGUCUCCCGGUAGCCUGUGUUGAAUCAUGUCACUUUCAUCCUCUGUCUGUUCCUUGUCUAAAGUCAAGCUGACAGUACUGACCUACUUCCCAGGCUACUGUGAGGAUUAACUAGCUAAUGGUGUAAAGUCUGCAGAGCACAGUCCAAGGUGCUAAUUGUUAGCAAAUACUGUCACACUUCUACAAUAAAUUAACAUGCAUCAAAGCCAA
Messenger RNA from Pelodiscus sinensis (Chinese soft-shelled turtle), 3333 nucleotides. The record is from RefSeq and is a predicted model, not a curated record. NCBI's taxonomy places the organism in Eukaryota, Metazoa, Chordata, Testudines, Trionychidae.